CUCAUUCUCAGGUAAGCCUCUGAACAUUCCCUGCAAAGCAUUCUUCGGAUUCAGUGGAGAGUCUGGGCCAAUGAUCUACUGGAUGAAAGGAGAAAAGUUUAUUGAAGAACUGGCAGGUCACAUUAGAGAAGGUGAAAUAAGGCUUCUCAAAGAGCAUCUUGGAGAAAAAGAAGUUGAGUUGGCACUCAUCUUUGACUCAGUUGUGGAAGCUGACCUGGCGAAUUAUACCUGCCAUGUUGAAAACCGAAAUGGACGGAAACAUGCCAGUGUUCUGCUGCGUAAAAAGGAUUUAAUCUACAAAAUUGAGCUUGCAGGGGGCCUGGGAGCAAUCUUCCUCCUCCUUGUCCUGCUGGUGGUCAUUUAUAAAUGCUACAACAUUGAAUUAAUGCUCUUCUACAGGCAGCACUUUGGAGCUGAUGAAACUAAUGAUGACAACAAGGAAUAUGAUGCCUAUCUCUCUUACACAAAAGUGGACCAAGAUACUUUAGACUGUGACAAUCCUGAAGAAGAGCAGUUUGCUCUUGAAGUACUGCCAGAUGUCCUGGAAAAACACUAUGGAUAUAAACUCUUCAUCCCAGAAAGAGACCUGAUUCCAAGUGGAACAUACAUGGAAGAUCUCACAAGAUAUGUUGAACAAAGCAGAAGACUUAUUAUCGUGCUAACUCCAGACUAUAUUCUCAGACGGGGAUGGAGUAUUUUUGAACUGGAAAGCAGACUCCAUAACAUGCUAGUCAGUGGAGAAAUCAAAGUGAUUUUGAUUGAGUGUACAGAAUUAAAAGGGAAAGUGAAUUGCCAGGAAGUGGAAUCACUAAAGCGCAGCAUCAAACUUCUGUCCCUGAUCAAGUGGAAGGGACCCAAAAGCAGCAAACUAAAUUCUAAGUUUUGGAAGCACUUAGUAUAUGAAAUGCCCAUCAAGAAAAAAGAAAUGCUAUCUCGGUGCCAAGUUCUAGACUCCGCAGAACAAGGACUUUUUGGAGAACUCCAGCCUAUACCCUCCAUUGCCAUGACCACUACUUCAGCUACUCUGGUGUCAUCUCAAGCUGAUCUCCCUGAAUUCCACCAUUCAGAUUCAAUGCAAAUGAGGCACUGUUGCAGAGGUUAUAAACAUGAGAUACCAACCACGACCUUGCCAGUACCUUCCUUAGGCAACCACCAUACUUAUUGUAACCUGCCUCUGACGCUACUCAACGGACAGCUACCCCUUAAUAACACCCUGAAAGAUACCCAGGAAUUUCAUAGGAACAGUUCUUUGCUGCCUUUAUCCUCCAAAGAGCUUAGCUUUACCAGUGAUAUUUGGUAGUGAAAAAUAGGAAUUCCUCUGAACAGCUAGAUGAGCAUAGAGAAUUUCUGCUAUACCAAGCAUAAAGUACACCUAAUAACGUUGAGGUGUUAAAAACGUGUUUGAAGAAAAAGGUACAAAAAUGGCUUUUAUACUUAAAUAUUUUUGUUUACAUUUCCAGAAUAGUGGGGGGAAAGAAGGACCUGCAUUUGUAGUAUGGCGCUUUGUUCUAAUGUACAGUUUUGAUUUCUUCCUGAAAACAAAAAUUUUAAAAUCCUGUUGUCUUAGAGUAGGUUUUAUGAUAGCACAUGGACUGCAUGCUUAGUAGGUGAGCUGUCUUGCCCAUAUUUAAAAAGAUUUCAGUAUUCACAUGGUAUUUGAAAUAAAGAAAAUUUAAAGAUUUUUAAUUGAAUUUGAAAAUUCUCAACCAAGUUUAAGGGGAAAAAUAACUUCUAUAGAGUUCUGAAAAUUCAGGAAUUAUCAAGAAAGAAAUGUUGAUGCACUCCAGUUGGAAGAUUGUUUGUAGAGGAAGAUCAGUUGAGAAAAAAUGUGAUUGAAAUGUUUAAAACUUCUUCAACAUAAUGGACACUUUCUAUAGACUAAAUCAACAGCUCAUAAUAACAGCUUUUAGUUUUAUUAGGGAACACAUCUUCUGUAGGCAAAUUGGUAGAUAGGUAAACAAUGUGCAUUUAAGCAAAUGAAUAGACAGGCUGUGUGUUCUCUUAGGAUGAUUUUGAACAGCCCUUGUGGCUUUCUAAUUCCAAAAUUUUACAACGUUGAAAACACAUUUUGAAGUACACAUUUCAUUAUUUGCUAACAAAUUCACAUUUGGAUUUUUUCCUUGACCUGCUGUAAGUAUUAUAUGAAGAUGUGGACAUCUUCCUGCUUUUUUUCAACAUCGUUGACGUUUGAAUUCAAAUACAUAUUGACUGCAAGUGUCAGCAAUUGAAAAGAAGUACUGCAACAAUAUUCGCAGAUGAAGUGCUAAAUGAUUUAUGUUUACUAGUGGUAGAGCAGCAAUUGCACAGUUUCUCACUGGCAAUGUAGUUAUAAAACAGACUAUUCUGUAUGUAUAAUAUUUGGCCAUCUGUGCAAGACUCCUGCACAAGUAUGUCUACUCCUGGUGCUUUGAAGAGUAUAUUUGAUAGGCUAAACUUCUCCAUCCUCACAUAGUGACUGUGACUGUACCAUGCCAGAAAAUCCCUGUAAAUAAUCUAAGUAUCGCCUAUUUGCUGUAAGGAAUGUGCUCCUAUUCUAGUAUUUAUUAUGGAUUACUGCUUUAUGUUCUUUCCAAUUAAUCAAAUUAGAUGUGCUCUCCACCUAGAUGCCUGUGAGGGUCAUUUGUUAAUCAAGGUCAAUUUUGGCAUUUUGCAAUAGUUCUUAAAUCAUGUUCUUGGACAAACAUAAAACAAGGACAAAUGUACACAAUGUGUAAAAAUUAAUAAUUUGCCCACCCCUUGUAAUUGUGAAUCCCAAAUGUAUAAGAGAACACCAGAUAAUGCUUUAUUUCUUUCAGUAUUUUUUCAUUAUUGAAUUUCUGUGAUCCACGAGUUUUGUUCAAAUUACUUAUUUCUCUGUUGCUUUUCUGUAUCCCAGCCAUUCAGAAAAUGCAUUCUGCACCUACAGUGGGUGAAAGCUUAGCAGUGAUACAUGUUUAUUUCACAGCCGGACAAUUAGUUGCUCUUUUGAAAAACCCUGUUCAACACAUGUCUGUGUUUUAUAGAUGUACUUUUUCCACUGAGAAAGAUAAUUUUGUUAUGUAAAAUCUAUAAGCCUUUCAAAAUGAAAAUUUAUCAAUUCUGAACUGUUUCCAAGUGUUAUAAAGUUGUAUUUACUCUGGUUGUUCUUUAAUGCUAUGUGUAUUUACUAAGUUAAAAAUCUGCAUGAACUCAUAUACUCGUGUAAUAUAAGUUUAAGUUACCAACUGUAUUUUUUAUUAUAUUAUUUUUCACAGAAAUCUAGAUUAAUUCAAAUAUAAUGUUUGGUGGUAUUUUUAAAUUAAUAGUUCUGUAUUGAGCAUGUAAGUUCUGAAAAUAUAACAUGAGUCUCUCUGCUUCCUCUAUUUACAAUGAUUAAAUGUGGGUAGCAAUUUGAGUUGGCUGGCCACAAUGUGUCCUUUCACUACUAGUAGGUACUCAAAAACAGAGCAUUCACACUUGUGCUGGGGAACUUGACAAGAAACCUUUUCUA
Molecule: messenger RNA, 3469 nt
Organism: Chlorocebus sabaeus (green monkey)
Lineage: Eukaryota; Metazoa; Chordata; Mammalia; Primates; Cercopithecidae
Source: RefSeq, a predicted model, not a curated record